Messenger RNA from Oncorhynchus kisutch (coho salmon), 3552 nucleotides. Its product is annotated as polymeric immunoglobulin receptor-like. Gene Ontology annotation, cellular component: plasma membrane. The record is from RefSeq and is a predicted model, not a curated record. The transcript is spliced from 6 exons. NCBI's taxonomy places the organism in Eukaryota, Metazoa, Chordata, Actinopteri, Salmoniformes, Salmonidae. Bases 616 to 1869 code for a protein of 417 amino acids. Gene Ontology annotation, molecular function: transmembrane signaling receptor activity.
CCAUAGAGGACUCUCUCACUCUCUUUUUCUCACUGAUCUCAUUUUCUCUCUCUACUGUGCGAUGUAGGAACAAAGAUGUGAUUGGUUAAGGAGGAAGAGGGAGGGGCUGUCAGACAUAACAUGUGGUAGGAGGGUUUGAACUAGUAGAAAGAGAGAGAUGCAGGAAUAGGGAACUACAUAGUUGUAAGACUGCAAAGAGUGAGUGAGAGAGAGAGAGAGAGGGGCUGUGAGAGAGAGAGAGAGAGAGGGCAGAGAGAGAGAGGGAGGGGCUGAGAGAGAGAGGGAGGGCAGAGAGAGUACAUAAAGUACAUGAAGUUUGGUAUAUAGUUCCUAUAAGUAGAGAAGAACGGAGAAAGUUACAGACUUGGACAGACAACAUUAUAUCAGGACCUAUAGACACCUGGAGAGAAAACAGCAUUAUAUCAGAACCUAUAGACACCUGGACCAACCUGUAGAGAACACAACAUUAUAUCAGGACCUAUAGACACCUGGACCAACCUGGAGAGAACACAACAUUAUAUCAGGACCUAUAGACACCUGGACCAACCUGGAGAGAACACAACAUUAUAUCAGGACCUAUAGACACCUGGACCAACCUGGAGAGAACACAACAAGAUGAGGAUCCUGCUGAUAGUCAUCCUCCUCUCCUUCAUGACAGGUUGUUUGAGCUCCUUCACAGUGACAGGAUACUCUGGAGGAACUGUCAUCAUCUACUGUCAUUAUUCAACAGAAGACAGAAGUUGUGAGAAAUAUUUCUGCUUGGGGCAGAACAGUUUGAGUUGUGAGGAUCAAAUCAUAACUGGAUUGAAGAACACCUGGCAGCACCGUGGUAGAUUCUCUCUGUAUGACAACACUGGAGGAAACUACUUCAAGGUGAUCAUCAGACAACUGACCAGACAAGAUGAAGGGACCUACUGGUGUGGAGUGGACAAACCUACUCUACCUGACAGUUAUACCAAGGUAGAGCUGGAUGUGAAGAAUGAUGACUGCUGUGAGAAGUCAGUCACAGAGACUGCCUUUCUGGGAGGAGAAGCUACCAUCAGAUGCAACUAUCCAGAGGACCAUGAGGACGACAUCAAGUAUUUCUGCAAAGAAGACAGUGAAUCUGACUGUGAAAACAAGAUAUCAGAUACAUAUCAUGAAAAACCUAGAAGAUAUUCUCUUUCUAAGAGAAGAAGAAAGAGAUUCUACACAGUGACCAUCAGUGACCUGACUGAAGAUGAUACUGGGACCUACUGGUGUGGAGUAGAAACCAGCAGGACAGAACAACGUUACAUUACACUGAUCACACAGGUGAAGCUGCGUGUUAUAAUGAUCUCCAGGUCUCCUGCAACACCGUCCUCACCAACCUCUUCAUCCACCCCAGGGACCUCCACUUACCCUGUUCCCUCAUCUAUCUCCCCUUCAUCAUCCACAUCAUCAUCAUCAAUCCCAAUGGCAUUUGUAAUGAUCAUGGUGUCUGUGAGUCUGGCUGUGUUGGUGUUAACUGUCAUCGUGUUCACCGUCUACAGAUGGAAAUGUAACAAGGUGCAAGGGCCGGCUUCCUCCAGCAGACAGACCUCUAGCAGACCAAACACCCACCCAGGAAACAGUGAGGAGGGGGACCAGGACUAUGAGAAUGACCCUGCUACAGACACCAUGGUUUAUAUAGGAACAGAUGAUGCUGUCUACCAAACCCUGAACCCCAACACUGCAAUCCAAGAUUCAACUUAUCAAACCCUGAACCCCAACGCUGUAAACCAAGAUUCAACUUACCAAACCCUGAACACCAACGCUGUAAACCAAGAUUCAACUUACCAAACCCUGAACCCCAACACUGUAAACCAAGAUUCAACUUACCAAACCCUGAACCCAAACACUGUAGACUAAGAUUCAACUUACCAAACCCUGAACCCCAACACUGUAAACCAAGAUUCAACUUACCAAACCCUGAACCCCAACACUGUAAACUAAGAUUCAACUUACCAAACCCUGAACCCCAACACUGCAAACCAAGAUUCAACUUACUACACCCUGAACACAAACACUUUGAACCAAGAUUCAACACACCAAACCCUGAACCCCAACACCAUAAUCAUUACCAUAAGACAGUAUCCAAGAUUCAACAUACCAAGCCCUGAACCAGAAGACUGCAAACCAAGUUUAAAUGUACCAAUCCCUGGAACUGCAAACAAAGACUGGAUUUAAGGACUAAUUUGCAGUGUUUGAAGUGGAAGUGGUUCUAUUGCCUCCAAUAGACAGACUUUGUUUUCCCUGCGCAUGUGAACCCCCCAUCCAAAAGGUCAAUGUCUGACACCUGCUGUAGUAUAGGCUUCAAGCACUUUCUUUUACCAAAUAAAAAGUGACCUAAUAUUGGUUAUUUUUACCGUCCAAUAUCACUGGUGAACAUGUAUAUGAAAUGUAGACUCAGAGAAAUGACGUUGCCACGAGCAGCACCAGAGAUAUUGUGAUGAGCAAGAUGGUAGACUUCGCUCUCACACAGGUUCAUGCGCAUGUGCACAGGUUCGCUUCAUGCUGUUACAGCGUGAUAGGUUUUGGACCAAAAGAGCAGAGAAGUCUACCCUCACGUUUCAACGCGCUUAGUUGUUGCGGAAAUUGACAGACUAUGUGUCAGGCCCUGACCUUUGUAUUCUUUGUUUUCUUUAUUAUUUUGGUUAGGUCAGAGUGUGACAUGGGUGAUAUUUGUGUUUUUGUUCCUGUCUAGGUGUUAUGUAUGUCUAUGGUUGCCUAGAUUGGUUCUCAAUUAGAGGCAGCUGUUUAUCGUUGUCUCUGAUUGGGAACCAUAUUUAGGCAGCCAUAUUCUUUGGGUAUUUUGUGUGUUAUUGUCUAUGUGUUAGUUGCCUGUGUCUGCACUAUAUAUUUAGCUUCAGUUUCUCAGUCACUUUGGAUUUUCUUUUUUCCUUGUUUUGGAAGAGAACGUGAGCCGGGUGCGCCAUUCUCCUUGCGGAGAUGGUGCAAAAUCCACCAACGCGGUCAGUCCCUGGGAUUGGGCUGGCCAACACGAUUCGGUUUGCUUGGAAGGAAAAGGAGUUGGAGCCUUUAGGACGGGAAACUUUUGGAAGGACAAUAUUGAUGGGGCUUCUAAAGCUGACGGUGAAGGACGUGUUAUGCUUCCAAGGCAACUCGUUGGGAGGGAGCAUACGAAGUGGCACUACAUACAGAGGAGAAACACGAUGAUAUCCUGAGAAGGGCAAGAGCAGUGGGAGGUGAAAGGCCGAUGUGCCACUAUGAAAUAACAGGGACAUGGUGGCUACCACCAUCCUCCUGCUAUGUUCUCCCUGGAGGCUGACAGGGGGACGUUGUUUUAUACACGUCAGCCCCCAUUCUGCAGGCGCUGAAUGGCCUACGGCCACAUCCUCGCCUCGUGCAGCACAAGAAAGUGCAGAUUUUGUGGAUCUGGGGAGCACGAGGCGAAGGAUUGUGACGAGCCUAAGGCGUGCCAUGGGUGUGGCUCGUCAGCACACCUGUGGCGGGGGUGCCCAGCUCGUCAGAGGUCAUACACGUCUGUGGCUGGGGGGAGCAGGAGCGGGGGAUGGGGGAAGAAGAGGAGGG